AUUCGUACCUACCCUUUCUCUCUCUCUUCUUGUCGUCUCUUUCCUCAAAUAUGCCCCUCUGGUAGCCUUCGGGCCUUUCUUCUUCUUUUUUCCACUCUCCUUCCAUUGCCCUUCGGUGAUGGCUAUAUCCUCUGCCACCCGUAUCCUGGCCGCCCGGCCUCUCGUCCUUGGUUUAGCAAAGCUCUGCUUCUUGGCUGUUGCCAACCUGCCCGUCAUCUCCGCCGCCCCAACUUUUAUCAUCAACUCCGAUGUCGACCCGAAACCCCCCAGUGACCCCAGUCUAUGGCUGUACUUAGGUGUCGCCGCCGCCCUCGUUCUCAGCGGCGGUGCGUUCGCUGGUUUGACCAUCGCCUUGAUGGGACAGGAUGAAGUCUACCUACAAGUCAUUCAGACCUCCGGUGAAGGCUCCGAACGCAAAAAUGCCGCAAGUGUCUUGAAGCUGUUGCAGCGAGGAAAGCACUGGGUCCUCGUCACGCUGCUGCUCAGCAAUGUGAUCACCAACGAGACGCUUCCAAUCGUGCUCGACCGCUCACUUGGCGGUGGCUGGCCUGCGGUGCUCGGCAGUACCGUCUUGAUUGUCAUUUUCGGUGAAAUCGUCCCCCAGUCGAUAUGUGUCCGUUACGGUCUCCCCAUUGGUGCCUGGAUGGCUCCUUGUGUCCUAGCGCUCAUGUACCUCAUGUCUCCCGUCGCCUACCCGGUCGCGAAGCUGCUCGAUAAGCUGUUGGGUGAGGAUCACGGAACCAUCUACAAGAAGGCCGGUCUCAAGACCCUGGUGACGCUGCACAAAACCUUGGGUGAAGCCGGUGAACAGCUCAACUCCGAUGAAGUCACCAUCAUCAGCGCUGUUCUUGACCUCAAGGACAAGGCAGUGGGCAGCAUCAUGACCCCAAUGGAAGACGUCUUCACCAUGUCCGCCGACACCAUCCUAGACGAAAACACAAUGGACUUGAUUCUGUCGCAAGGAUACUCUCGUAUUCCUAUUCACGCUCCGGACAACCCGAUGAACUUCGUCGGCAUGCUGUUGGUCAAAAUGUUGAUCACCUAUGACCCCGAAGAUUGCAAGCGCGUGCGGGACUUUGCUCUGGCCACGCUUCCCGAAACCCGCCCGGAGACAAGCUGUCUGGAUAUCGUCAACUUCUUCCAAGAGGGCAAGUCCCACAUGGUACUGGUGUCGGAGUAUCCGAGUGAGGAUCGCGGCGCUUUGGGUGUGGUCACCCUGGAAGAUGUGAUUGAGGAGCUCAUCGGAGAGGAAAUCAUCGACGAGUCCGAUGUCUUCGUGGAUGUGCACAAGGCCAUCCGCCGCAUGGCUCCUGCUCCCAAGUCCCGCGUUCCCAAGGGCCGGAUUGUCGAAGAUCCCCCCAUGCUUCCGGCUGAGACCACUCUAGUCGAGGUGGACAACGAGUCCCCUGCUCCGCCCAAUGGGGCCCCGAAGGACCAUCGCCGGCCUUCCGUAGAGGCACCCUUGCCCCGGUUCCAGCUCCGUCGGCCCACCUCAGAUAAGAACUCAGACUCGACAGACGGCUUGUUCACGCAUCGCGGGGCCACGGAUGAGAUCAGACAGCAUUUGAAGCACCUGGGUCCAUCAAACUUGGCCAGCCGACCGCGCCAAACUCGAUACCAAAAUGUGAAGAUCAAACGGAGUGCCUCGCCAUCCCGAUCCGGACAGACCGAUCUUGAAUCCAGCCAGAGUAUGUCCGAUGUACAACCUAGACAUAAUUCCAUCGGCCUGCAGGGCGGUAUCGGCGCCGGGCUUGUACAGAGCGGUAUGGACGCCCGUGAUGGGGUGUAUGCGGUCCGUGCAGGAUAUGGCACGAUGAACCACUCUAAUCCGCCGGCCGAUGCCGGUACUCAGACGAAGGAUGGUCUCCCGAUAUCGAUACCCGAACCGGUCCAUGAGGAACAGGAUGAUCACCCUCGGUCAGCGGGCAGUCGAACCGGCAGUGCCCGGUCCAUCGACUCGCAAUCCGAGCAUCUCAAGCCGGGCAGUUACCUUCACCGAGGCCCGGCUCGCAGUGGUAGCAUCACAGAGCAGGUGGUCGAUGUCAACGGCAUUCGCAAGGUUGUGCUCCAUACCACAAGCACCAGCUCAUCUGAAUCUGAACGACCGAGAACGAGCGAAAAUCCGGAGUUCCCUGUCCGCCAGGAAGGCGAGAUCGUCGACCUGGGGAAUAAUCAGUCCGCCGGAAACAAGAGACGUCGUCGUCGCAGAAAGCGUGGACAAGGCCCGAAGAACGGGGAGUCGGGCGAAAAUACCCCUCUACUGUCGCAAUAACCAAGAUAAUUUCAGACGCUCCGAGUGUUCUGCUGGCCAGAGCGACAGGGCGACAUGUGGAUAGUUGUUGUUGUUACGUUGCAAAAAUUUAGCCUGUACACAAGUACGACCGAACAGCUGGUCGUGUGUGAUGCACAUGCUUCCGAGGAACCGAUGUAUUUCUUUCCUUCCCACCAUAUAUUCAUUUUCCAUGCAUAGCCGACCCUGCGUGCCAGUACCUGGUCGCUUGACACUUGUCGUUGCAUUGAGGGGUCUGGCGGUGUAGAUGAGAUUUGUGAUCAGUAGUAUCUUUAAGGAAUGGCAUUCUCGUGAUAGGUCCUUGCAUAAAAUGUAACACCGACCCUAUCUUGC
This is a messenger RNA of Aspergillus neoniger CBS 115656, 2623 nucleotides long. Its product is annotated as putative DUF21 and CBS domain protein (Mam3). Gene Ontology annotation, biological process: magnesium ion homeostasis. The record is from RefSeq and is a predicted model, not a curated record. The transcript is spliced from 4 exons. Gene Ontology annotation, cellular component: intracellular membrane-bounded organelle. Bases 119 to 2272 code for a protein of 717 amino acids. NCBI's taxonomy places the organism in Eukaryota, Fungi, Ascomycota, Eurotiomycetes, Eurotiales, Aspergillaceae.